UGCUUUCUGAAGGUUUUAUUAAUGGAGGUGCUUCAUUACGUGGCCCAGCAGCAGGGGGUUGUCAUGACGACACUGUAGAAAACAGCAGCGCGUGCAGGUGAAACUUCUUAGCUGGAGCUCUGAUGAACGGGUUGCCUUAAAGCUGCGAGAUCAAACCUCUAUGGAAGCCCCAUUUGAAAGUAAAAAAAAUAAUGGUAACAAUAACUUGUUAAUGGCAAGGCAAGCCUGGCUGGAUUCUUCCCUGCGGCGCUCGGGCAGACUGGGCUUGGAAGUGUUGGAACGAGCCUCCAGGCGCAGCGUCGACUGGACAAGCACGGCUGCAUCCCAGACCCCCUCAUCUGAAGAUGAUUUUGUAGCUGCAAAGAGAAAACAUGACCUUCAUGAUGCCUUUACAACUAUUGCAGACUUCAUGGCAAAGACGAGCUUUCAUUGCAAGAGGUUUUAUGAGUCUGGCAGCUGCACCGAGCCCAGCGAUGCUGAAAAGAACCACAUUUCCAGGUUCCACACACGACCAGGAGCUGGGCCAACAUCUGCACUGCCGAGAAGGAAAAGUGCCUCUGUCUCUGCGACGGGUGAAGACUUUUACAUUGAGGUGUCACCUGGAACGUACGCUAUCACUGCCAGUUUGCCAGAUUCACAGCGACAGACUAAGCUGGUCAGCAUUAAACCCGGCGAGAGCGUCGAUCUCACGUUUAACCUCUAGGUGAUCCAACCUAGCAGCCCUGCGCUUCAAUAACAAAGCUGACCUAGCUAAACUGCACAUGUGCCUCCUGCCUUUUUUUUUUCUUUUACCCAGACGUCUGCUUUCAAAUUUUUCACUUGAAAUGUAUCUAUUUUUUGAUUAUGGAAAAACAUUAUUAAUGGAUCUUUGAUAUAUUAAUUUUAUUUGAAUAUUAGAUUUUUUUUUACCAGACAUCAUGUAAGCAUUUACAGAUUUUAUAAUCAGUGACUCUACAGGAGUAUUUUACAAUAAAGUGUAUAUUUUUUAUUACUUUCUAGGUUUUUGACUAAGAUAAGAAACUUGUUGCUUAUUCCACAUCCAGUGAUACAUUUGGUGGAUUUUUUUUUAAAUCGUUUUACCAGGUGGGAUCAUACAGGGAGAGAUUUCUAUGGCCACAAUCUCUCUACAUGGUUUAGAGUCUGGGGUUAGUGAGUGGCCAUUUCAGUACCAAGUCCUCUACGUGUAUGGAAUGACUUUUGUUCUCUUAUUGUUGCAAGCAACAAACUCAUAUUUAGAUUUCAUUUAAUAUUUUUUUCUAAUUUUAAUAUUCAAACUUUAUAUUUUUUACAUAUUUUAUGUUGCUUAGCUUUUUUUUUUAGUUGUACAAGUUGCAUUCUUGUCAAAUCGUGUUUCCCAGAUCAGAUUCUUUUCUCUUUAAGCCCCAUUCAAGCACUCAGCAAAUAGAAACAUUGGUAACGUCCACAGAGAUGAAUAAAAAUGCAUCUUUGCUUCUCAGUUCAAAGGAAGACUCGCCCCUGAGAAUUGAAGAAAAUGCAACUUGAAAAGAAUGAGAUUUUUAAAAAUCUAAAAAAAAAAUUGAAAUACGUGAAUCUAUGUAAACCUCAAAGCUGCUCUUGAGCUGCUUUGUUUUAUUUGCAAGUUUUUCAAAGUUUAAUUUCUGUAUUACGUUCAUAUAGUUUUUUCAAAAACUUUUCCAUUCGGAGAAUGUCUUCUUUACCCGCAGAAAUAAUGAAACAAAGUUCUCUCUAUAUUACACAGAAAGUACACAAAAGUACAUUGCAAUGGCACAAAGGUAAUUAAAUGAUUAAUGAAUGUAGGUCAAUUAAUAGAUUACAAAUGGAUAAUUAUAAAUAAGAUAAUCAUUAAAAAAAUAAAAUGAUCACCUAAAAACAUAAACUAUGAUUCAUAGAUGAAACAUUAAGAAAAAGAAAAGUUAAAGUCCAUAUGACCCAGUUUUCUGUUUUCCAGCUAAAAGCUAGAGCUAUUUUUUAUUAAAAAGUCCUGGUAGAUGUCAAUAGCUAUGUUUCCAUUAAUUAUCCAAUUGUAAUU
Molecule: messenger RNA, 2011 nt
Organism: Cyprinodon variegatus (sheepshead minnow)
Lineage: Eukaryota; Metazoa; Chordata; Actinopteri; Cyprinodontiformes; Cyprinodontidae
Gene: akip1
Product: A-kinase interacting protein 1
Exons: 5
Coding region: 161-703 (180 amino acids)
Biological process (GO): regulation of non-canonical NF-kappaB signal transduction
Cellular component (GO): nucleoplasm
Source: RefSeq, a predicted model, not a curated record